Messenger RNA from Hippopotamus amphibius kiboko, 2566 nucleotides. RefSeq names its product ankyrin repeat and SOCS box containing 8 (gene ASB8). NCBI's taxonomy places the organism in Eukaryota, Metazoa, Chordata, Mammalia, Artiodactyla, Hippopotamidae. Gene Ontology annotation, molecular function: protein binding. The record is from RefSeq and is a predicted model, not a curated record. Gene Ontology annotation, biological process: intracellular signal transduction. Bases 452 to 1318 code for a protein of 288 amino acids. The transcript is spliced from 5 exons.
CUCCACUCCCCGCUCGGGGUCGGCAGCCCUCGAGGCUGGGACCUCGUUCCGGGCCUUGGGGAGAUCAGGGCCGGGGUUGCUCCGCCUUUGGGGCUCCCCCGGCAGCUUUCGCGACCCCGUUUCAGUCCCGGCCCCGGGAGACCUGCUGGGAUUGCUGCGGUCUCUCAGGAGCCCGUGCGGAAAGGGACACCACAGGUCUUCGCAUUUCGUGCAGCUGCUCUCCGCCCCGUAGACUUGGCGAGACCAAGCUGCCGCGAGCCCUCCCUAGCAGCCUCGCAGUGAAAACCACCACCACCACCUUGGUAUUAUCUCUGGACCCGAAGUGAAAGAAAACGGGAGAGAGAGGGCUUUCAGCUCCAGCAGAGGAAAGGGGCCACUUGGGGUUAAACCGCGCACAGGCUGCUGCUCGGAGACAGGCAGUUUGGAGCAUGUGAACGUACUCUGAGCCUUGAUGAGUUCCAGCAUGUGGUAUAUUAUGCAGAGCAUUCAGAGCAAAUACUCUCUCUCAGAGCGCUUAAUCCGAACAAUCGCUGCCAUUCGCUCCUUCCCACAUGACAAUGUAGAGGACCUCAUCAGAGGGGGAGCAGAUGUGAACUGUACCCACGGCACACUGAAGCCCCUGCACUGUGCCUGCAUGGUGUCCGAUGCUGACUGCGUGGAGUUGCUGCUGGAGAAGGGAGCUGAGGUGAAUGCCCUGGAUGGUUAUAACCGAACAGCUCUCCACUAUGCAGCUGAGAAAGAUGAGGCUUGUGUGGAAGUCCUGUUGGAGUAUGGUGCAAACCCCAAUGCACUGGAUGGCAACCGAGACACCCCACUUCACUGGGCAGCUUUUAAGAACAAUGCUGAGUGUGUGCGGGCCCUCCUAGAGAGCGGGGCCUCUGUCAACGCCCUGGAUUACAACAAUGACACCCCCCUCAGCUGGGCUGCCAUGAAGGGAAAUCUUGAAAGUGUCAGCAUCCUUCUUGAUUAUGGUGCAGAGGUCAGAGUCAUCAAUCUAAAAGGCCAGACGCCCAUCUCCCGCCUGGUGGCUCUGCUAGUCAGGGGACUUGGAACGGAGAAAGAGGACUCUUGCUUUGAGCUCCUCCACAGAGCUGUUGGACACUUUGAAUUAAGGAAAAAUGGCACCAUGCCACGAGAAGUGGCCAAAGACCAGCAGCUGUGUGAAAAACUGACCAUUCUGUGCUCAGCCCCAGGGACCCUAAAAACACUCUCUCGCUAUGCUGUGCGCCGAAGCCUGGGACUCCAGUAUCUGCCAGAUGCAGUGAAGGGCCUUCCACUGCCAGCUUCUCUGAAGGAAUACCUGUUACUCGUAGAAUAGCCCAGAGGAGCUGUGUGCACCGUCAGGCAGGCAGCUCUGGGUAAGGUUUGGCCCUGCAGCACUGUCUCUGUCUUGGAAAAUAGGAAAAGAAGUUGUUCUUUUGUGUGGUUUAUAUUUCGAGGCAACAUGUCACAACAGUGACCUCCACGUCACCUCUCCUCCCUAGACCAAGCAACCAAACAAUGUCCCUCACUUUUGUUUCUGUUUCUUGCUUACUUGGCCUUUUAUAUUGCACCCUGCAAAGGAAGAGGUCCCCCUGACCCUCCCCUUUAGGGAAAAAGUCAACAGUGGGACUAAAUUUCUGUAGGAAGAUGAAGCGUAUUUAUAGAAUGUGUUUGGUUUUCCUUUGGGGACAUGAUUAACGUUUUCAGAAGAAUCCCUCUUAGAAACAUUUAAAUUGAUCUGUGAAGAAGUUUAAGAAAAUUCCAGCUAACAAUUGCAGCCCAAAGAUGAAGAUCCUAGAAGGUGAGCAGGUUCGGGGCUGGACGAUAUCCCUGGAAUCGUCCUGGGGCGUUCAGAGGGGACUGGCCCCCUUUCUCACCAUCGAAGGGGAAGGCAGUCUUGGCUCCUUUUCCAUGGGUGUGCCCAAGGGUUACAUAGUUCAGCAAUGUUCUUUUAGAAAGAGUGUCUUGCUGCUUUCCACAUAGUGGAAGAGAGAGGAGGUUCUACACAGUCCUGAGACCUUUUCUUCUAAUGCAGUUCUUUCUCUUCCUGACAGCCAGUUUGCUUUAGGGGGCUUGGUGGGCACUUCCUGCACCGUACACGGAGGUGUUUGCUCUCGCAGGGGAGGACAUAGGCUGGGCUGCCUUUUCUCAUGGGCCUUCUUCAUUCACUCUGCUGUGAGUUUGGAGUUUGUUUUGUUUUCAGUUGUUUAGGAAACUUUGCUUUUUACUGAGCUAUACAAGACAUUGGUGGAGGAGGUGGAGUUGGGGAGUGGGGGAAGAGCAUUUUAAGAGCUUCCUCUGAGGUGACCCACCUACCCAAAAAAGAUCUGUCCUAGUGAAUAGUACUUAGUCUACAAUACUCUCCCUUUUCGUGUUCUUAAACUAGAUCACGUUGUUAUUGAUCCUAGAUGACCUUAUGCAAAUGAAAAAAAUUUUUUUUAACCGAUUGGGAACCAUAAAUAAAAAUGAACAGAAUCUGCUGACACAGCUAAUUUGAAAAAGUAGGUCUGCUUUUGUCCUUUUGCUGUUGGUGUUUUUUGCUCACUUAAGAAAAAAAAAAAGAAAUAAACACUUCUAAAAGCAA